Molecule: messenger RNA, 7229 nt
Organism: Danio rerio (zebrafish)
Lineage: Eukaryota; Metazoa; Chordata; Actinopteri; Cypriniformes; Danionidae
Source: RefSeq, a predicted model, not a curated record
GAGAGUGACAGUGAGAAAGAGAGGGAGAGACUGGAGAAACACACACACACAGCGCUCCGACCCGUGAGCUUCACCGCACUGACAGUCCACAUCUUCCACUGCUGACUCCAACGGCGGAGCCCUUCAGAUAUGGCGGGGCUUCGUUGAGAGGGACAGAAAAUCUCCCGAGUAGCACCGUUCACCGAGCAGUUUGUUUUUGGACACGCGUCUCCCGCAGCCCUCCUUAUGCACCGCUGCGACUCGGAGAAACGGCAGCCGCGCUGAAAGAGUCGAAGAAAGAGGACGAGAGUGAUUUUUACCCCUUUGAACGGACAAUGGCGGACCGCGAUGCAUUGCCCCUUCCAUUGGAGGUGCGGGCCAGAUUGGCUGAGCUGGAGCUGGAGUUAUCCGAAGGUGACAUCACUCAGAAGGGAUAUGAGAAGAAGAGGUCAAAACUACUCGGAGCGUAUCUGCCACAUCCUCCAGGGCUAGAGGCGUCCAUGGCACAUGAUCGCCGGCCGCCCAUGGCGCCUUCCUCCGCUUCACGAUACCACCGUCGGCGUUCCUCCGGCACCCGUGACGAACGCUACCGAUCAGAUGUCCACACAGAAGCAGUACAGGCAGCUCUAGCCAAACACAAGGAGAGGAAGAUGGCUGUUCCUAUGCCGUCCAAACGCCGAUCUCUAGUGGUCCAGACCUCUAUGGAUGCUUACACCCCCCCAGGCCUCUCCCCCCUUUCCUCUCUGCCACCCCUGACAGACACCUCGUCCGGCUCGGAGGAGGAGGGCGGCCAGGGUGAGGGAACCCCCACCUCCAGCCAGGGCAGCGUCAGCAUGGAGCACUGGAUCAGUCGGGCCAUCCAUCAGGGAUCCACCACCUCCUCCUCCUCUUCAUCCACACAGAGUGGGGGCAGCGGGGCCGCCGGACGCCUGGCUGACGUUCUGGCUCAAACGCACAUGGGCAAAUCAGGGCCGAUUGCUCACCUCUCCUUGAAGAGGAAAACUAUGCUGGGCGUAGCAGAGAACGGAAACUCGCUGCGGCGUUCCUGCGAGUUCGGAUCAGAUCUACUUUGGCCGCCACCAUUGGAGUCGGAGGAGAAUCACUCAGCCCCUCCGGAUGUCACCACCUACACCUCCGAACAUCCCGUUCAGGUGGAGAGGCCACAGGUGUCCACCGUACCCCGGACAACACCCAAAUAUGGCAACGCCGAACUCAUGGAGACCGGAGACGGAGUCCCAGUUAGCAGUCGUGUUUCUGCUAAAAUCCAGCAACUUGUAAACACAUUAAAGCAGCCCAGACGACCUCCGCUUCGAGAGUUUUUUGUUGAUGAUUUUGAAGAGCUCCUAGAAGUCCAGCAACCUGACCCAAACCAGCCGCGGCCAGAGGGGGCUCAGAUGGUCCCGAUUCGAGGAGAGCCGCUGGGGGUCGUCACUAAUUGGCCACCAUCUCUUGAAGCUGCUCUUCAACGCUGGGGGACGAUUUCACCCAAAGCCCCCUGUCUGACCACGAUGGACACCAACGGCAAACCCCUCUACGUCCUUACUUACGGUAAACUUUGGUCUCGGAGCAUUAAAGUAGCAUACAACAUCCUGCACAAACUGGGCACCAAGCAGGAACCCAUGGUCCGACCGGGAGAUCGGGUGGCUCUCGUGUUCCCCAACAACGAUCCUGCCGCAUUUAUGGUCGCAUUUUACGGCUGCCUGCUGGCGGAGGUGGUGCCCGUACCCAUCGAAGUGCCACUUACUCGAAAGGAUGCAGGAAGUCAACAGAUCGGCUUUCUCCUGGGCAGUUGUGGGGUUACAGUGGCUCUGACCAGUGACGCCUGCCACAAAGGCCUGCCAAAAGGACCCACCGGGGAAAUACCACAGUUCAAAGGAUGGCCAAAGCUGCUCUGGUUCGUCACAGAAUCCAAACACCUGUCCAAGCCGCCUCGUGAUUGGUUCCCUCACAUCAAAGAUGCAAAUAACGACACCGCCUACAUAGAGUAUAAAACCUGUAAAGAUGGGAGUGUUUUGGGUGUGACGGUGACACGGAUCGCACUUCUUACACACUGCCAGGCCCUAACACAAUCUUGUGGAUACACAGAAGCUGAAAUCAUAGUGAAUGUAUUGGAUUUUAAAAAGGAUGUUGGUUUGUGGCACGGCAUCCUAACCAGCGUCAUGAAUAUGAUGCAUGUAAUCAGCAUCCCGUACUCCCUGAUGAAGGUCAACCCUCUGUCCUGGAUCCAGAAAGUCUGUCAAUACAAAGGAAAAGUGGCUUGUGUCAAGUCGAGGGAUAUGCACUGGGCUCUGGUCGCUCAUCGAGAUCAGAGAGACAUCAACCUCAGCUCUCUGCGCAUGCUGGUGGUGGCUGAUGGAUCCAACCCAUGGUCCAUCUCAUCAUGUGACGCAUUCCUCAAUGUCUUCCAGAGUAAAGGUCUGCGGCCGGAGGUCAUCUGUCCGUGUGCCAGUUCAGCUGAAGCCCUAACUGUGGCCAUCAGGAGGCCCACAGAUGACAGUAAUCAGCCGCCGGGUCGAGGUGUGCUGUCUAUGCAGGGUCUGAGCUAUGGUGUCAUCCGAGUGGACUCAGAGGAGCGUCUGUCUGUGCUCACCGUACAGGAUGUGGGCACUGUGAUGCCUGGAGCUCUGAUGUGUGUGGUCAAACCGGAGGGAGUUCCUCAGCUGUGUCGAACAGAUGAGAUCGGAGAGCUGUGUGUUUGUUCCAUCGCCACAGGAAUGUCAUAUUAUGGGCUCUCGGGCAUGACAAAAAACACAUUUGAGGUGUUUCCCAUGACCAUCUCUGGGGCUCCUAUCAGCGAGUAUCCCUUUAUCCGCACAGGGCUACUGGGCUUCAUUGGUCCCGGUGGCCUGGUGUUCAUCUCUGGAAAGAUGGACGGUCUGAUGGUGGUGAGUGGACGGAGACACAACGCUGAUGAUAUUGUGGCCACGGCAUUGGCGGUGGAGCCCAUGAAGUUUGUGUACAGGGGCAGGAUAGCGGUGUUUUCAGUGACGGUCCUGCAUGACGAGAGGAUUGUGGUGGUAGCAGAGCAGAGGCCGGACUCUACAGAAGAGGACAGCUUCCAGUGGAUGAGCCGAGUGCUGCAGGCGAUAGACAGCAUCCACAACGUCGGGGUGUUUUGCUUGGCUUUGGUGCCCGCUAACACCCUACCCAAGACCCCGCUGGGAGGGAUCCACCUAUCGGAGACCAAGCAGCUGUUUUUGGAAGGCUCCCUGCAUCCCUGUAACGUCCUAAUGUGCCCUCACACCUGCGUCACCAACCUGCCCAAACCCAGACAGAAACAGCCAGAGAUCGGACCCGCCUCUGUGAUGGUGGGUAAUUUGGUCUCGGGGAAGAGGAUCGCUCAGGCAAGCGGCAGAGAUCUGGGCCAGAUCGAAGACAAUGAUCAGGCAAGAAAGUUCCUCUUUCUGUCUGAGGUGCUGCAGUGGAGAGCCCAAACCACACCAGAUCAUGUUCUCUUCACCCUCCUCAGCUCAAGGGGUGCAGUCUUGAGCUCACUGACAUGUCUUCAGUUGCAUAAGCGUGCAGAAAAGAUUGCCACCAUGUUGAUGGAGCGAGGACACCUGCAGGACGGGGAUCACGUUGCACUGGUUUACCCACCUGGUAUAGAUCUUAUUGCUGCCUUUUAUGGAUGCCUGUAUGCCGGCUGUGUACCAAUUACAGUACGACCACCACACCCCCAGAACAUCGCCACCACCCUGCCCACUGUGAAAAUGAUUGUGGAAGUGAGCCGAUCGGCCUGUGUGAUGACCACACAGAUCAUAUCCAAGCUCCUUAAGUCAAAGGAGGCAUCGGCUGCAGUUGAUGUCAGGACGUGGCCUCCUGUUCUGGACACAGAUGAUCUGCCAAAGAAGAAGCCUCCUCAGCUCUACAAACCCUCCAAUCCAGACACGCUGGCUUACUUAGACUUCAGUGUCUCCACUACCGGGAUGCUUGCAGGAGUAAAGAUGUCCCACACAGCCACUAGUGCCUUUUGCCGCUCUAUAAAGCUCCAGUGUGAGCUGUAUCCCUCUCGGGAGGUGGCUAUCUGCCUGGAUCCAUACUGUGGCCUCGGCUUCGUCCUCUGGUGCCUCUGCAGUGUGUAUUCAGGACAUCAGUCCAUCUUGAUUCCCCCAUCCGAGCUGGAGGUGAACCCUGCUCUGUGGCUGCUGGCUGUCAGUCAGUUCCGGGUCAGGGACACGUUCUGCUCGUAUUCCGUCAUGGAGCUUUGCACCAAGGGCUUAGGCCUUCAGACGGAGUCCCUCAAGGCCCGUGGUCUUGACCUGUCCCGUGUUAGGACGUGUGUGGUUGUGGCUGAAGAGCGGCCACGGAUCGCCCUCACCCAGUCCUUCUCCAAACUCUUCAAAGAUCUUGGCCUUCACCCGCGAGCUGUCAGCACUUCCUUCGGCUGCAGAGUCAACCUGGCCAUCUGCCUGCAGCCGCACAGGCUCGGGAAGCUUGCUGAUCAGGGGACGUCAGGACCUGACCCGACUACUGUAUAUGUGGACAUGAGAGCCCUCAGACAUGACAGAGUCCGGCUGGUCGAGCGAGGAUCUCCUCACAGUCUCCCUCUCAUGGAGUCUGGAAAGAUACUACCUGGAGUUCGAAUCAUCAUCGCUAAUCCUGAAACCAAGGGCCCGCUGGGGGACUCUCAUCUCGGAGAGAUCUGGGUUCACUGCGCUCAUAACGGCAGCGGUUAUUUCACGGUGUAUGGAGACGAGGCCCUACAGUCCGAUCAUUUCAACUCGCGCUUGAGUUUUGGAGAUACGCAGACAGUUUGGGCUCGAACAGGAUACCUGGGCUUCCUCCGCAGGACUGAACUUACAGAUGCGAGUGGAGAACGGCAUGAUGCUCUUUAUGUUGUGGGAGCUCUGGAUGAGGCCAUGGAGCUGAGAGGGAUGAGGUAUCACCCCAUCGACAUCGAGACCUCUGUGAUUCGCACACACAAGAGCAUCAUGGAAUGUGCGGUGUUUCCCUGGACCAAUCUUCUGGUGGUGGUGGUGGAGCUGGAAGGUUCAGAACAAGAGGCUUUGGACCUUGUUCCUCUAGUGACCAAUGCAGUCCUGGAAGAGCAUUAUCUGAUUGUAGGUGUAGUGGUGGUGGUGGACAUCGGCGUCAUUCCCAUUAACUCUCGUGGAGAGAAACAGAGGAUGCACCUGCGGGACGGCUUUCUGGCAGACCAGCUGGACCCAAUCUAUGUGGCAUAUAACAUGUAGCAUGAGUGUACGCGUGUAUGUUUGCGUGCGUGUGUUUUGCCGACUGCACAUGACCAGUUGGGCAAACUUCCGCGAACGGACACUUACUGGGAGAAACUUUACAACAAAAAGCCAAAUGGAAAUUCUCAAUUGGCAAAAGGAUUCGGUCUCCCGAUGGGAAGAAGAAUCGCCUUUGCUUCUGCUUGUGUGCGUCGCGCUUUGUUUUUAAGUGAGGUGUUGCGACAUCUUUUGUUUUUACUCUGCCCUACACGAGCGAAGGGUAUUUUUAAAUAUCUGCAUACCGUGGCGAAAUGUGCAUUUUAAGUUUACAAGUUUGCCGACAAUUUGGAGUUAACUUGUUGAAAGAAUAAGUAGGCUAAUUUCAGACACUUCAUUUAAAAAAAAAAAAAAAAGGUACGACUUUGGUACGUACGUCGCUGCCGUCCUUCUGCAAUUGUUUUUCAACCUUUGUAAAUGUCCUCGAAUAGCAGGAAGCAAAAAACAAAAAGCGAAAAUACGUCCCCUGCUUUUUCGAUUCCUCCAUGUUUAAUAACAUUGUACAAAGCUGAAGGCGAACACAAAGUCAAUUGAUAUUGUGUAAUUAUGUACAGAUAAUAGUUCUUAUUUAUUUUGCUCUUUUUAGAAUCGGUGAGCGAAGACAUUCGGAAAUGUUUUCCUCAUUAAAUAAUAUUGCUGAUAUAAAACAUUGUAUCAUCUUGAGUGAGUCGUAUCACAUCAAGUCUAUGUAAAAAUAUAAAUAUACAUACAAAUAUAUAUAUAAAAAAGAAAUCUAUAUAUAUAUAUAUAAAAUAAGAUCUACGAAUCACCAAUGAAACAUUUCUAAUGCAGUACUUCCCACUUGCAUGGUGUCUGUUGUAGAGCGAAUCAACUGACCAAUCAAACGUUACCCGAUACUAAUAAUACAAACUCUUAUGAUGAUGUCAAACGUGUGUAGCCGGAACUAUAAAAAUAACGCCCUUAUCAAGAGAAAACCCUCAAAAUGUGCCUGGAAUUUUGUUUACAUUUGCUUUUCGAUUUAAAUCUACACCGUAUUUUGCUUUUUUACUUGUUUUUUUUAAUCAUUACGUGUGAUUUUAUCAUUAUUUAUUGACACAGGCUCUUUACACAAGUGCGUUUUUGUUUACCGCUCAUAUUUUCACAUACAACGUUUCAAUCUUUAGUAUUUACGUAGUAUUUACCUUUGAACCCCUAUCAGCUGAUGUGGAAUACGCUCUUGUUUUUAAAUCGGAUUAUGUGGGAAAUACAUGCUAAGUAAACGCCGGCAUAUUGUUGGCACAUGCAAUAUGGGCAAAGCAUGAAAACGUGAGCGACUGGCUAUAACAGCACAAACAAAUCGAAGAGAUAAUAAAGAGAGCCGUGCCAUUGUUCUCCAUUCUACCAGCUGCAUUAGAAAGGACGUGUUUUCCGAACGCCUUUUCCAUCAAAUCCGUUAACGACGAAACUGAAUAUUGAGGAUUUGAUUCUUUUUCUUUGCCGCAUCCUGCCUCAGCGAUCGAUGAUGGGCAUCAGAUGAUAAUCGUGGAGAUCUACUGCAGAUAUCACACCCUUUGGCCUCGCCGAGGUCUGUUUUUAGUUUUAUUUUUUAGAAUCGGUGUCAUAGACGUCAAUACUGUGUAUGGGAACUGAGUUUACACUUAUUCCGAGAGUGACGAUGCAAUGUUCGCUUAUUUUGACGUUUGUUUUUUUUAAGGAAAAAAAUAAUAAUAUGAAGGAAAGAAGAAGUCUUAAGCUGUUCGGAAGCUUUAGUGUUGCCAUUCCCAUACAAGCGGCCAUUUUAAAAAGGAAAAAAAAAAACGUGCACAUAAACUUUCAACCUGUGAAGUUUUUCUCCCUUAUUUUUUGUUGGAAAUCUGGACGUGAGAGAGUCUGCAUGGUGUAUGUAAAUAUUGUUGGUUAGCGGAAAAAAAAGACAAAAAAACAAUUUAUUUUGUAUGGUGCAGGUGUGUUUGAAAUUCUGUUUUGUACACAUGAUUAAAAGUAUUAAAUGACACUUUUAUAGAAGCCUGCUUUGGCCUACGUUCACAAAAUAUGGUGCAAUAAAGUGCUUUGAUUGGUAAA